AUGUCUGAAUCCGAAGUGAGUCUCACCAGAACCGAUCCCCACCCGAACCCACCCCGCGACUGACCCCACGCACACUGUGCAUAUCGCGCAGGGCUUUGUGUUGCAAACCGCGCCCUUUGACGCUCGUUUCCCCAACGCGAACCAGUCCAGGGCCUGCGUACGUCUGCUGCUCGAGCAUCUGACACACAUCUCCCACACUGAGAGCUGAGCCGGUACGAUCUGACCCGACCGAACAGCUGCAAAACUACAUCGUCAGUCAGAACUCGACGACCCCGACCCCGACGCCGACGCCCUCCGCGCUCUACCCUGCUCAACUGAACCACUCACUUGCGUCAUCUUCACCUUUGUGUCGUCGUACAGGACCACUACCGAUGCGUCAACAAGAAGGGCGAGGACUUUGAGCCUUGCAAGCAGGCAAGUUGCGCAAUCGGUCGAGCGAGGCGCGCGAUCGCUCCUCGUUCCUCGUGCUUCCGACCCGCCCCGCAAGACGAUCCCACGAGCUCAGCCUCCGUCACGUGCUAA
This is a messenger RNA of Microbotryum saponariae, 522 nucleotides long. The record is from the annotation of a GenBank genome assembly. Lineage: Eukaryota; Fungi; Basidiomycota; Microbotryomycetes; Microbotryales; Microbotryaceae.